UUCUCUCUUUUCUGCUUCGAUGUUUUAUUGAUGAGCGAGAAAAAAAAAUUAAUUCAGAGAAAGUGUCAAUAGUUGUCUUUGGGAUUGGAGUAAAAAAGAAAGUAAUCAUCGUCCUCGGCCUCGAUUGGGGCGCGACCUCAUAAUGGACUCUCCCGCCAGCUGCCUCAUCCACCGGGAGCCGAACGGCGCUGCUGCACCACGGCCGAGUGGGCCCCGCGUCAAUAGUUGUCGGGGCCGUGCAUCGAACUGACGGCUUUGAGACGUGGUCCUCAUCAUGAUGGCUACGGCGCACCGACCCAUCAGGGCCGUCCAACGAACGAACCCCUUACCCGAAAUGUUCUGGUGGGGCCCCGACCCCUGCGUGAGUCGAUUCGUGGCCCCCUCCGCCACGAGCCCUGUCGCGUCCCAGACUCGCUCGUGAAGCCGUUGAGCGGUGUGUUGUUGGAUCGAAUGGUUUCAGUAGCUGUGUUGAGCACCAUCUGUGGUGUCUCUGAUACCACUAGUGGUGUUCCCUGAGCCACAACACCUACCCGUCAAUCUAAUAAUCGUAAUCUCAUGCGGUGUCGAAGCACACAGGAUUGGUUUUUCUUAGUUGUCUGUAGCCUGAUAGGUUGCUGAGUGAAGGAUUGGUUGUUCAUAGUAUCAGCAAGCAAAACCAAGAUUUACAUGGUCCUGGAGUUCGUUAAUGGUGGCGAGUUGUUCGACAAAAUUUUGAAGGGAAAGCUUUCAGAGGAAGAAGGAAGGAGGCUUUUCCAGCAGUUGAUUGAUGCUGUCAGCUACUGCCAUGAUAAGGGUGUUUACCACAGGGAUUUGAAGCCAGAAAAUGUGCUUGUAGAUGCAAAAGGAGACAUAAAGAUUUCAGAUUUUGGCCUCAGUGCUUUACCUCAGCAUCUUGGGAAUGAUGGUUUGUUGCACACAACAUGUGGAAGCCCAAACUACAUUGCUCCUGAGGUCCUCUCCAAUCGAGGUUACGAUGGCUCGAGGUCAGAUAUCUGGUCUUGUGGUGUCAUCCUCUAUGUCAUCCUCACUGGCUUUCUCCCUUUCGAUGACCGGAAUCUCGCUGUUCUUUAUCAGAAGAUCUCGAAGGGAGAAACCGAGAUCCCCAAGUGGCUCUCUCCUGGUGCUCAAAACAUUUUGAAAAGAAUUCUUGAUCCAAAUCCUAUAAUGCGAAUAAAUAUGGCGGGAAUCAAAGCAGAUGACUGGUUCAAGCAAGAUUAUGCACCUAUUGUUCCAAAUGAUGAUGACGACGACAAAGAUGUAGAUAGUCUUUAUGCUUCUCUUUGCAUUAAAGAGCAUAAUGUGCCAGAUGAAGAUAGAACUUCAUCUAGUCAUAUCAAUGCAUUUCAGCUGAUUGGAAUGUCUUCAUCACUUGACCUUUCUGGAUUCUUUGAGAACGAGGAUGUAUCCGAAAGGAAAAUUAGGUUCACAUCGAACCAUGCGCCAAAACAUCUGUUCAACAAGAUUGAGGACAUUGCUACAGAAAUGGGGCUUCAGGCUCACAGGGGACCUGGCAAAUUGAAAGUUACCCAGAAGCACGACCCAAAGAGCCCCGGGAGCACUGGCUCACUCUCUGUUGCUGCAGAGGUGUUUGAGCUGAGUCCAUCUUUGUAUGUUGUGGAACUGAGGAAGUCACAAGGUGAUUCUUCAUUGUACAGAAAGAUGUGUGCAAAGCUAUCAGAGAAUUUGGGUGACUGUUAGGGACAACAGCAGCUUUAGGAGGCCAAGAUGUCAGCAGCCAUGAAGAGGAGGUGCCUCCUGCUGUGUUGUAACCCAAUGAGGCUUUGUAGCAUUAGGUGCAGGAAUGUAUGCUUGGAAUAACUGAAAAAGUGUAGAUAAGAAAGCAUCCUUGGAGGAUGUUGUGAUGGGCUUGUGUUGGAUACGGUGAGUAUGAUUUUCUUUUUUCCCUCUCUCUUCUUUUUAGCAUUAAUUGUUAUCCUCCGCAAAGAGGGGAAGAGUUCGCAUAAAAAAUUGUUUGUAUUAUGCUCCUCGGUAGCGAGGAGAUUCAUUCAUAUA
Musa acuminata AAA Group (dessert banana) is the source of this 2013-nucleotide messenger RNA. Its product is annotated as CBL-interacting protein kinase 1. NCBI's taxonomy places the organism in Eukaryota, Viridiplantae, Streptophyta, Magnoliopsida, Zingiberales, Musaceae. Gene Ontology annotation, molecular function: ATP binding; protein serine/threonine kinase activity. Gene Ontology annotation, biological process: protein phosphorylation; signal transduction. The transcript is spliced from 12 exons. Bases 667 to 1698 code for a protein of 343 amino acids. The record is from RefSeq and is a predicted model, not a curated record.